GUGCCAGGUUGAAUUUUAUUUUAUGUGGGAAGUGCCACAUUCAUUUACGUACAUGGAAAAAGAAUGACUCAAUAACUAGAUCGCACGCCGAUAGACCUGAAGAAUCAUUGUAUGACUUGUGUUACCAGUACAGAGGUAUCACAGAGAGACGUAACAGCUACAGACAACUCAGUUUGUAAGUUCUGCAGCUGAAUGACAGUGAGAGUAUGGCAGCAGCACAUGCAUUCCAGCUCAGGAUUCUGCUUUUGGGAGACAACAAGGAUAAACUGAAAGGAGUCGGUGACUUCAUCAUAGGGAGUAGAUAUUUUUGUUCACCAUUUGAGGAAAGAAAAGUAUGGAAAAGAAACUCUCUCACAGUUGUGAAAACUCCUGACAUCUUUACUCUAUCUAAGGAAGAAGUGAAAGAAGAGCUCAAGACCUGUGAGAGCCUCUGUGCUCCUGGUCCAAAUGUGCUACUGAUGUUAGUGGAACCUUCUAAAUUCACAAAGGAGUGCCAAAAAACUUUCAAGUACAUCCAGAUGUUUUUUGGCCAAAAUUUCUUAAAACGUGUAAUGAUCAUCACAACACAUGAGGACAAUGAGACAAAUGAUUAUUUUAAAAGGCUUCUAAAAAAAUGUGAAGGAAAACAGUACAAUAUGACUGAACACAAUCAUCAAAAGCUAAUGGAGAAAAUUGAAAACAUUGCUUAUGAGAACAAAGGAAAAUUCCAAACAGUCACUGUAAAGACCACAGAACCAAAGUCUGAAAAGGUCAAGCGGACUUUAAACCUGGUUCUGUUUGGGAGGGAAAGAGCAGGAAAGACUUCAGCAGCCAAGGACAUUUUAGGUCAGACAGAGCUUCACUCAGUCUCCAACUCAUCAGAGUGUGUUAAAUAUCAGGGAGAGGUGUGUGGACGUCAGGUUUCUGUGGUGGAGCUGCCUGCCUUGUAUGGAAAACCUCAGGAGGCAGUGAUGGAGGAAUCACUCAGGUGUAUCUCCCUCUGUGAUCCUGAGGGUGUCCAUGCCUUCAUCCUGGUCCUACCUGUGGCUCCCCUCACUGAUGAAGACAAGGGAGAGUUAGAAACCAUCCAGAACACAUUUGGCUCUCGAGUUAAUGACUUCACCAUGAUCCUGUUCACUGUGGACUCAGAUCCUACAGCUCCAACUGUUGUUAACUCUGUGAGACAAAACCAGGACAUUCAGAAGCUCUGUGAGAAAUUUGAAAGGACAUCCAUUUUUCUCAACAUCAAGGACAAACAGGAGAUCUCACUGAUGUUAGAUACUGUAGAAAAUAUGAAUGAUGUGGAAUCUAAAUGCUUUAGAAAGGAAAUGUUAAGAAAUCCUCAGGUUAGUGUUCAAACUGUAACAAAGAGACAAAGUAGAAGAAAUAAAAAUGUCGUUGGUCGAAGAACGAGCAAAAAGGGAGCAGAAAAAUGUCACAGCAAAGAGCCUCUCAAGAUGGUGCUCAUUGGAAAGACUGGCAGUGGGAAGAGUGCAACUGGAAACACCAUUCUGGGCAAAGAACAUUUUGAAUCGAAGGCCAGCUUUGAGUCAGUGACCACAUCUUGUCAGAAAGCAGCAGGAGAGGUUGAUGUACAGCCUGUUGUUGUGAUCGACACCCCUGGAUUGUUUGACACAACGCUGUCAAAUGAUGAUGUUGAAAAAGAGCUUCUGAAGUGUAUCGACAUGUUGUCUCCUGGACCUCACGUGUUCUUACUGGUGCUUCAAAUCAGUCGCUUUACACAGGAGGAAAAACAGACUGUGGAGUUGAUCAAGAAGAUCUUUGGUCAGGAUUCCGUUAAUUUUAUCUUUGUUGUAUUAACCAGAGGUGAUGACCUAAACAAUCAAUCAGCUCAAAGUUUCAUAGAAACAGAUUCUCCUGAAUUUCUCAAAAAACUAAUUGAUGAAUGUGGAAGGAGAUACCAUGUCCUCAACAACAAAGAUCAGAAAAACCGCCAUCAAGUCACUGAGCUGAUGACCAAAAUUCAAACAAUGGUCGAUAACAAUGGCAAUAACUACUAUAAGAUACCAAUAGAAUGUAAAUUCAAUCUGAUUUUGAAUGAGAUAAAAGAAAUGCAAAGAGAGAAGGAUGAAAAGAAUGACCUCAUAAGAAAACAUGAAAAGGAAAUCAUAGAUCUGAGAAAAGAAAUGGAAGCACGGAAAUCUGAAAUGGGAGAAGGCUUGAAAGGGAAUACUGAUAAAAUGGAGAAAAAAAUAAAUACCCUUGAACAGGAGAUUGAGAGGUUGAAGAAAAGUCAAGAGGAUUACUUGCAGCAGAAAAAGAAAAAUAAGUGUGUCUUCUUAUAACAAUGUAGGUCAUUGUUUAACAUCUUCAAGUCCACCAACAGCAUAAGUCAGGAGGUCCAGUUCACUGACCCCAGAUAGCAGAGGGGAUCAGUUGCAACUCCUGUCUCAGGACACAUGAGUAAAGUAUCCGUGUGAAUUAGAUAGACAUCAAUGUACUGACUAUUUAAAAUCAGAGUGGAAAAUAUUAAUAAAAGUCAAAACCUUUCCUUUUGUGUGAAAUACAAAGAUGGCAACUGAAACUGUUUAAUUUUGCAUU
This is a messenger RNA of Oreochromis aureus, 2541 nucleotides long. Its product is annotated as GTPase IMAP family member 8-like. The transcript is spliced from 4 exons. Lineage: Eukaryota; Metazoa; Chordata; Actinopteri; Cichliformes; Cichlidae. The record is from RefSeq and is a predicted model, not a curated record. Gene Ontology annotation, molecular function: GTP binding. The coding region runs from base 207 to 2285 and encodes 692 amino acids.